UAAAAAGGUUCUGAUGGUGGCUUCUACUGGUACAAGAAAAUGUAUUCAUCUUUGGCGUCCUUUGAAUAAUUUUGUCGGGGUACGGAUCAUCUCUUUGACUGUGUUUUCUCUCCAAACACGACGUCAACCAAUCCUUCCAUGGAAUUGGCGUCUUCAUCAUCCAAACUCCAACGGAAGUACGAUGUGCUCAUCAACUUUAAUGGAGAAGACAUCCGCAACAAAUUUGUUUCUCAUCUCGAUUCUGUUCUUUCUUCUGCUGGGCUCACCACUUUCCUUCACCACCCGAAUUCAGUGCCGCCAAUGGAUAUCCAACAACCUAUUCUCGAUCUCUGUCGGGUGGCAAUUGUUGUUUUCACCAAAACUUAUUCUCAAUCUGCUUGGUGUCUUCAUGAGCUUCAACAAAUCAUCAAAUGGCACCAAACAUAUUGCCGACAUGUUCUGCCAGUAUAUUACGAAGUCGAGCCAUCUGAUGUACGUCUUCAGAAGGGUAAUUUUGGAAAAGACUUAAAAACGACUGCACAGCAAACAUUUUCAGGACAACAACUGGAGGAUGGAAUUUCCAGGUGGAGCCACGCACUGACGAAAGCAGCAAAUUUCUUUGGAUGGGAUGAGAGCAAUUACAGGAGUGAUGCUGAACUAGUGGACAAAAUUGUUAAGAGCGUUCUUAAUUUAUCAGUCUUGUCUGCUACUAAAUUUCCAGUUGGAUUACAAUCCCGCGUGGAAGACGUGAUGCAAAUUAUAAACAAUAAAUCCACGAAAGUAUGUAUAAUAGGGAUAGGUGGACGGGAAGGAUCUGGCAAAACCACCCUUGCCAAAGCCAUCUACAAUACAAUUCAUGGUACAUUCAUGGAGAAAAGCUUCAUUAAAGAUAUUGCACAAGUUAGUCAAACAAGAGGGCACGUGCCUUUACAAGAACAACUUCUUUCAGAUGUCCUAAAAACGAAGGUGGAAAUACGUAGCGUUGAGAUGGGAAGUAGAAUGAUUCGGGAAAUACUUUCUGUGAAAAGGAUGCUCAUUGUACUUGAUGAUAUGAUCGAGAAGGGAUCUCCAUUUUUAGACCUAAUAAGGAAAAGUGGUACAUGGUUCGGUGCAGGAACUGUAAUAAUCAUGACAACAAAAGAGGAAGGCCUACUGAGCAUGCGUGAAGUUGAUUUUGUUUUUCGGAUAAAGCUAAUGAACCCAAACGAGUCCCUUGAGCUCCUUAGUUGGCACGCCUUUAGGGAAGCAAAACCAAAGGAAGAGUACAAUGACCUUGCGAAAGGAAUAGUUACUCGUUGUCAAGGACUACCUCUAGCUCUUGAAGUCAUUGGAAGUUAUUUAUAUGAAAGGACUAAAGAAGAAUGGAAUAGAAUAUUCUUAAAAUUAGAUAAAAUUCCUAUGCUUCGUGAAGUUGAUGGGAUUUUUACAAUAAGCUUCGAUGGUUUAGGCAAUCAAAUGGAAAAAUAUUUAUUCCUUGAUCUAUGUUCUUCCUUUAUGGGUAAGGGUAGAGCCUCUGCUACGAAUAUCCUAAAUAACUGUGGAUUAGACGCUGAUAGUGGAAUAAGAGUUCUCAUAGAGCGUAAUCUCAUACAUGUUGAAAGGAACAACAAAUUAGGAAUGCAUCCGUUGCUGCAAAAAAUGGGAAUGGAAAUUAUUUUUGACAUUCCAAGAAAGGAACCCGAGGUAGUGUGGUUUGAUAGGGAUGCAGAAUACGCACGGUCAGAGAAUACGGGGACAAAAGUCAUUCAUAGAUUGCCUGGGAAAAUGUUUUUUAGCAGAAGAGAUUUCUUCAAACCUUAUCCUUUAGAGGUAAGAGACCCAUCAAGACUGCUGAAACUUGCUGAAGAUUCCGAGUACCUUUCUAAGAAAUUGAGAAGGAUCAAUUUGCAAGGGUUUUCUCAAGAAUACAUACCUAACGCCUUUUAUCUGCAUGAUGCUAUAGUGAUUAAUUUAAAACACAGUCAUCUCCGAUUCUUCUGGAAACAACCCCAGGAUUUGACGUGGCUAAAAGUCCUUAAUCUUAGUCACUCCAAGUACUUGAUGGAAACCCCUGAUUUUUCCAGACUACCAAGUCUUGAACAGCUCAUUCUCAAAGAUUGUCCAGGAUUGUGUGAAGUACACCAAUCUAUUGGAUGUCUCAACAAUCUCAUACUUCUAAAUUUGAAGGAUUGUACAAGUCUAAGCAAUCUCCCUAUAGAGAUAUAUAAGUUGAAAUCUUUAAAAACUCUAAUUCUUUGUGGUUGUUCAAAAGUUGACCUAUUGGAAAGAGACAUAUUGAAAAUGGAAUCCUUGAUAAUUCUAAUUGCGCAAAAUACAACUGUGAAACAAGUGCCUUUUUCAAUUGUAAGCUCACAAAGCAUUGGAUAUAUAUCCCUACGUCGAUUUCAGGGAUUGUCACAUAAUCUUUUUCCUUCUAUCAUUCGGUUUCGGAUGCCACCAACAUUGAAUCCCCAAUCUUAUAUUCAUUCUUUCAUGAAUGUGGAGGAUAAUAUUUGGCAUGAUAUUGCACCAUUUCUUAGCAACCUUGCACAUCUUCGAAGUGUUUUGGUGCAAUAUGACGCAGAAUUUCAACUAUCUAAGCAAGUAAAAGCUAUAUUGGUCGAAUAUGGUGUAAAUAUUACAGAACCAGGAAUUUUAAAGCAUCAAUUCAGGUCCUCUCUGAUUGGUGUUGGAAGAUACAGAGAACUUUUCAAUAUGUAUCAGGUAUUAGCGAGCAGCGAGUUGAGUGAUGUUUCUCUCCCAGGUGACAAUAAUCCUUAUUGGUUGGCCCAUAUGGGUGAGGGAGAUUCUGUUUCUUUCACUGUGCCUCAGGAUCGUGUCAUGAAGGGAAUGGCUUUAUCUGUUGUCUAUUUAUCAACUUCCAAAACAAUUGAACCUGAAUUCACUUCUGUCUUUAUUGUUAAUUACACGAAGUGCACAUGCCAGAUACACAACCAUGACACAGUAAUUUCCUUUAAUGAUGAAGAUUGGCAUGGAAUAAUAUCAAAUUUAGAAUCCGGAGACAAGGUGGAGAUUUUCGUGACUGUUGUUCACGGAUUGGUGGCCAAGAACACAGUUGUCUAUUUGAUAUAUGGCGAAUCAAAUGACUUUGAAAAAGUGCCUGAGCCAAAGAAAAAUUCCCUCGUUAGAUUCAUAAAGAAAAUUGCAAUUUGAGUUCUAAUAACUCAUUUAUCUUCUUUGUGAACAUGAAGGUCGUUUUGGUUAUGGAAUUAACCGUAAUAUAGCUUAUAGUUAAGAAAUUCAUGUUUAUUUUACCAA
Messenger RNA from Vigna unguiculata (cowpea), 3237 nucleotides. RefSeq names its product disease resistance protein RUN1-like. Gene Ontology annotation, molecular function: ADP binding. The record is from RefSeq and is a predicted model, not a curated record. Gene Ontology annotation, biological process: signal transduction; defense response. Lineage: Eukaryota; Viridiplantae; Streptophyta; Magnoliopsida; Fabales; Fabaceae.